Aureobasidium pullulans EXF-150 is the source of this 1295-nucleotide messenger RNA. Its product is annotated as kynurenine-oxoglutarate transaminase 1 mitochondrial precursor. Gene Ontology annotation, molecular function: pyridoxal phosphate binding; L-kynurenine:2-oxoglutarate transaminase activity. The record is from RefSeq and is a predicted model, not a curated record. Gene Ontology annotation, biological process: biosynthetic process. Lineage: Eukaryota; Fungi; Ascomycota; Dothideomycetes; Dothideales; Saccotheciaceae. The coding region runs from base 12 to 1283 and encodes 423 amino acids. Gene Ontology annotation, cellular component: mitochondrion; cytoplasm. The transcript is spliced from 3 exons.
CCACGUUCAAGAUGCGCAAGGAUCCGUUCAAGCCUGCAGCCCGCGUGGCCGGCCAGAAGCAAGAUGUCUGGUCCAUCGUCAACGAGGCCGCUGCCUCUUCCAAAGUCUCUGAUGUUGUGAACAUGGGACAAGGCUUCUUCGGCUACAACCCUCCCCAAUUCGUCAUCGAUGCCGCCAAGGGUGCUCUGGACAGAGUCGAGUGCAACCAGUACUCGCCCACCAAGGGAAGACCUCGUCUGAAGAAGGCUUUGGCAGACGCAUACUCGCCCUUCUUUGGGCGUACUCUGUAUCCUGAGAAAGAGGUCACCAUCACAACCGGCGCAAACGAGGGCAUGCUCUCGGCCUUCAUGGGCUUUGUCGAGCCCGGCGACGAGGUCAUUGUCUUUGAGCCUUUCUUCGAUCAGUACAUCCACAACAUUCAGAUGCCUGGUGGUAAGGUUGUCUACGUGCCCCUCCAUCCCCCAGAGAAGGGUGCCACUCAGACCACUUCCGCUGGUGACUGGUCCAUCAACAUGGACGAGUUGAAGGCCGCUAUCAACGACAACACCCGCAUGAUCGUUCUCAACACCCCCCACAACCCCAUUGGAAAGGUCUUUACACGGGAAGAGCUGCAGGCAAUCGGUGACUUGUGCGUCCAACACAACAUCAUCAUCCUGAGCGAUGAAGUCUACGAUCGUCUCUACUACACGCCUUUCACUCGCAUGGCUACUCUGUCCCCUGAGAUUGCCAACCUGACUCUUACUGUUGGGUCAGGAGGCAAGAACUUCUACUGCACAGGUUGGCGUGUUGGAUGGUUGAUCGGUCCUGAGCACCUCAUCCAACCCGUUAGUGCUGCCCAUACUCGUAUCUGCUACAGCAGUGUUAGCCCUCUACAAGAGGCCACGGCUAUCGGCUUCGAGGAGGCUGACAAGCACAACUUCUGGGACGAGACCAAGGCCGAGAUGAGAGGCAAGAUUGAUCGUUUCGUCGCUGUCUUCGAUGAACUGGGCUUGCCCUACUCCGAUCCCGAGGGUGGUUACUUCGUUCUUGUCAACAUGUCCAAGGUCAAGCUGCCAUCUGACUACCCCUUCCCUGCACACGUUGCAAGCCGUCCUCGUGAUUUCAAGCUAUCGUACUUUAUCAUCAAGGAGCUUGGCGUUGCUGCUAUCCCUCCUACCGAGUUCUUUACUGACGACAACGCUCAUAUCGUCGAGGACUGGUUGAGAUUUGCCAUCUGCAAGAACGACGACGUGCUUGACAAGGCAAAGGACAGACUCAGAGGUUUGAAGAAGUACAUGCAAUAAGCGCUCCAAUAC